Molecule: messenger RNA, 3072 nt
Organism: Nannizzia gypsea CBS 118893
Lineage: Eukaryota; Fungi; Ascomycota; Eurotiomycetes; Onygenales; Arthrodermataceae
Product: ochratoxin A non-ribosomal peptide synthetase
Exons: 4
Coding region: 1-3072 (1023 amino acids)
Source: RefSeq, a predicted model, not a curated record
AUGGCAGUCAAGAACGCGGAACCGAUUGGCCGAAGAUUCAUGGCCCAGGCCAUCGAUCGUGUAGCCGAGUUGGAUCCAGACAGGAGAUUUUGCAUUAUACCAAAGGGAGCCGAUUAUUCGGGUAGCUUUGUUGACCUCACAUUUAAAGAGCUUGCCCAUGCGGUCAAUUAUAUGUGCCGGUGGAUAGAAGAAUCCUUUGGAAGCACCUCCUCCCCAGCGACUUUGGCUUACCUUGGAGCAAACGAUAUCCGCUACCUAAUUAUGGUGAUGGCCUGUAAUAAAACAGGGUAUCAGCCACAAUUAUCAUCUAUUCGGAAUUCUGAAGCAGCUCAGGUCCGUCUUCUUGAAAUGACAAGUUGCUCGAAAGUUGCCUACAGUGCGGAACGAAAACAGAAAGUAGAUGAGAUACAAGCUCUGUCCCCGGGCUUGCACACCGUCCAAAUCCCUUCUUUGGACGAGAUGUUUGAAGGCGACUCCAGCCCGUACCCUUUCUCGAAGAACUUUGAUGACGUUAAAAACGAAAUAGCAUUCAUUGGUCAUAGUUCAGGUACAACUGGUUUCCCAAAGCCAAUACGCCUCACCUAUGGCUUCUUCGCUGCUCUAGAUCAUGGUGCUUACGUCCCUAUACCGCCAGAUAGAACAGCGGGUGUUCCAGACCGGCUUACAUGCAAUGAUGUCAUCUUGGCUACCACUCCUUUCUUCCAUUUGAUGGGUUUCGCCGUUUGUGUAAUGGCCGUAUUCCACCGAAUACCAUUCAUUAACCUACCUGACCGGCCUGUGUCCAGCGAAUUUUUAACUUCAGUCAUUGAUUCUCUCAAGCCGACUGCGGCACUAUUUGCUCCAUGCAUUCUCGAGGAUAUGUCCACGUCGUCCAAAGCCAUAGAUGCACUUUCUACUCUUAGACAUGUAUACUAUGGGGGCGGUCCACUUGCAACUGAAACUGGUAACAAGAUCUGUGAGCGCACCAAGCUAGUCAACUUUAUUGGGAUGACUGAAGCUGGAUUCGUUUUGUCCUUGGUUCCCCAGGAAAAGAAAGAUUGGUCUUACUUCGAAUGGAGCCCAUCGUUUGGGAUCAAAAUGGAACCAAUGGACGAUGGCCGAUCUGAAAUGGUCAUAAACAGGCAUGAAAGGCCAGACCUCCAACCCAUUUUCAACACUUUCCCUGAGCUAAAUGAAUAUCGCACGAAGGAUGUCUACACUCCACACCCCACAAAGCCAGGGCUUUGGAAGUUCCAUGGUCGGAUCGAUGAUGUGAUUGUACUCAGCAACGGUCAAAAAUUCAACCCCGUUACUAUGGAGAAAGUCAUCGAGGGCCAUUCAUUAGUUUCGCGGGCUGUUGUGGUUGGAUUGGCAAGAUUUCAAACUGCCGUGUUGGUGGAACCUAACUGGAACCUUUGGGAUGAGAAUGAUCCCGAAAAUAAGUAUAUUGAUGAAAUAUGGCCAACAAUACGAGAAGCAAACAGCAUCAGCCCAGCUUAUGGACGGGUCAUGAAGAAUAGAAUUGGCCUAGCAUCUCGCAGCAAGCCUUUCAGCACUACACCAAAGGGAAGCACACAGAGACGCCUUGUAAUCGAUAGCUACAAGGAGGAAAUUGAUAAACUCUACAUGAACCCAGCCGAUGAGGCGUUUGAAUAUUCAAUCUCUAAGUUGACUGAUCAGUCCAGCCUCACAGAAUCCGUCCGGGAGAUUUUAUGUGACUCCCUUGGCCUGUCCAAACUCGCCGAUGAGACGGAUCUUUACAGUGUAGGACUUGAUUCCUUGCAAACAUUUCAGUUGAGUAUUAUCCUCAAUAGAGCCGGUUUCACCAACUUAACACCUCAGAUGAUCUAUGAGCACCCCACCGUUGGAAACCUGUCAAGCUUUCUUUUUGCACUUCUAAAUGGUGUAGAAACCAAUGGCGUGUCCCGCGAAGAGAAUGUCAACUCGCUUGUCAGAAAAUAUACAGCUGGUCUCCCAGACCUUGAAGCCACUAAGAGCCACUAUGUUAUUCUGACUGGGUCUACAGGCUCGCUUGGUACCUAUCUGCUAAACUGCCUCCUGAACGAUGAUAGCGUCACCAAGGUAUAUUGCCUGAACAGAUCGGAGGCUGGAGAACGGCAGGUUGAAAGUUUCAAACAGAAGGGACUUAAAACAGAACUUCUGGAAAAAGCCGAAUUUCUCACUGCUUCAAUAAGCAACGAGCGGCUUGGUCUUGGAAAAGAGAAAUACAAUGAAUUAAUUAACACGGUAGAUACGGUUAUUCACAAUGCUUGGAGAAUGGACUUUAACAUUUCCAUCCUCUCCUUUGAGGAUCAAAUCCGAAGUGUCCGCCGACUCAUCGACUUCAGCUUGCAGAGUGUACGCCGCGCUCAUUUCUAUUUCAACUCCUCGAUUGGUGCAAUUGGAGGCUGGACGCUUGCCGAUGGGCCUUCGGUACCUGAGGAGCUCUUUGAAAACUGUGAGGUAACACUCAACCAGGGAUACGGACAAGCCAAGCACAUUUGUGAGCGUAUCUGCCAUGCAGCAUCUCGAGCUGGAGUUCCAACAACUAUUCUUCGUCUGGGCCAGAUUGCAGGCCCGACCACUGAGGAAGGUACCUGGAAUUCAACAGAGUGGCUACCAUCCAUUGUUGCGACUUCAAAAUCUAUCAGAAAGAUUCCUAAAACCUUAGGCUCAAUGCCUGUUGAUUGGAUCCCUGUGAAUACCCUUGCUACUAUAAUCAUAGAGAUUGUAGAAUCCCGUCGAAUGACAGAGGCAGAAUCCCGGUGCUCGGUCUUCCACUUAGUUAAUCCAUCGACCACUCCAUGGGAAUCUCUCUUGAUGCCGCUUCAUGAAAAUUAUGCAGUUCAGCGAGUUUCUAUGAAAGAAUGGAUAGAAGAACUGGAAAAGAUUCGGAACCCCUCAGAUCAAGAUAUGUUGACAAAGCCCGCAUUAAAACUACUCCCUUUCUACAAGAGCUUAGUAGAGGGAGAGGGGGCCCUGUCGGCGCCAAUCAGUGUGACGCGGGCUAGAGAGGCUAGCAGGACCAUGCAAUCAAUGGGGCCAAUUUCCGCCGACUUGAUGGCUACGUGGGUAAAUCAAUGGCGGUUCUAA